AUGGUUGACGCCAUGAAUUUGCAUGAGUAUCAGGCCAAAGCGAUUUUCGCCCGUUACGGGAUUCCAGUGCCCAACGGGCAGGUGGCAGGUACUCCGGAUGAGGCGGCACAGGCGACGGCAGGGUUCGGCGGACGGGCGGCGAUCAAGGCGCAGGUACACGCCGGUGGCCGGGGGCUGGUGGGCGGUGUGAAGGUGGUCAGAUCUCCGGAUGAGGCGCGCGAAUUUGCCGGCAGCCUGCUCGGCACUCGGCUGGUUACCCAUCAAACCGAUGCCAACGGCGUGCCCGUCGACGGUGUUCUGGUGGAGGAAUUGGCGGACAUCGCCACGGAGAUGUACGUGGCCCUAACCAUCGACCGGAAUUUUCGGGGCGUGGUUUUCAUCGCCAGCGCCGCCGGGGGAACGUCCAUAGAAGAGGUUGCGGCUACCGACCCUGACGCCAUCAUCACUGAAAACGUGGACCCGCUGCUGGGGCUGAUGCCGUUUCAAUGCCGGCGUCUGGCAGCCCGGCUGGAAUUGACCGGACCAACGGCGCGGCAGGCAGCCAACAUCUUCGACGCCCUGUAUCGCAUUUUCACCGAGAACGAUUGCACGCUGGUUGAGGUGAACCCCCUGAUCGUAACGGGCGAUGGUUCGGUGGUGGCCCUGGAUGCCAAGGUAAACCUGGAAGAUGAUGCGAUGUUCCGUCACCCCGAUUUGCACGAACUUCGGGACCGCAGUCAGGAGGACCCACUGGAGGCACAGGCGGCGGACGACGAUAUCGCCUACGUGAGCCUGGACGGCAGGGUGGGUUGCCUGGUGAACGGCGCCGGGCUGGCGAUGGCAACGCUGGAUGUGGCCAACGCAGCGGGCGCGGCGCCGGCCAACUUUCUGGACGUGGGCGGCGGCGCGUCCGAAGAAAAAGUGGCGGCGGCGGUGAGCAUCAUCCUGUCGGAUCCCAAGGUUGACCGGGUUCUGGUCAAUAUUUUCGGCGGCAUUUUGCGUUGCGAUGUGGCGGCCCGCGGGAUAGUGAUGGCCUUUGAAGAACAUCUUGCCCAGCAACCGCUGGUGGUGAGGAUGCUGGGAACCAACCUGGCUGAGGGCAAAAACAUUCUGGCCCAGUCGGGACUGAACGUAACCUUCACCGACACGCUUACCGAGGCUGCGGCGGCUUUGAGCGCCGAACCGGCGGCAUAA
Messenger RNA from Geodia barretti, 1173 nucleotides. The record is from the annotation of a GenBank genome assembly. NCBI's taxonomy places the organism in Eukaryota, Metazoa, Porifera, Demospongiae, Tetractinellida, Geodiidae.